GAUGGCGCUGCUGCCCCCCAGGACCCCCCUGCCGCCCGCCCCGGCCCGGAGGGGGCGCGCCAAGGCUCGGCCCGGCGCCAGCUGCAGCCGCCUCCGACAAAUCCAGGGCAUUCUGAUGCAGAGCAGCAAGUCCCAACCAGACGGAAUACUGUGCAUUUUAGGAAUUGAUAGCCGAUACAAUGAAGGCUGCCGGGAACUGGCAAACUAUCUUCUCUUUGGCUUCUAUAACCAGAACAACAACGAGUUUGAAAAGUCGGGGUUUCCUGAAGAAGUCUUGGAUGACGUGAUCCUAUUAAUAAAGCCAGACAGCGUCCAUCUUUACUGCAAUCCCGUCAACUACAGCUACCUGUUGCCCUACGUAGCUGUUUGGAGAAACUUGCAUUUUCAUUGCCUGACAGAAAGCGAGUAUGAAGAUGAGGAAGCUGCGGAAGAGUUCAAAAUCUCCAGCUUCGUUGACAUGGUUCGGGACUGCAGUCGAAUCGGCAUCCCCUUCAGCUCGCAAGGUCACCUGCAGAUAUUCGACAUGUUCCUGGUUGAAAAAUGGCCAAUAGUUCAGGCUUUUGCAUUGGAAGGAAUUGGCGGUGGUGGAUUCUUCACAAUGAAAUACGAGUUAAUGGACGUCAGUUUGGAUCUGUGGAAAACCUACAGCAAAAUGGAUCCUGUUUCCUUGGAGAGUUUACUUUAUGAGGAUUUGAACUUUGAACAUCAGUGGACCAGUUUUUUUGCGAAUUUUGACAUAGAAAUCCCUUUCAUUUUGGAGCUGUCAGAGUCCCAGGCCGGAGAACCGUUCCGAAGUUACUUCAGUCACGGAAUGAUUUCAAGCCAUAUCACGGAUCACAGUCCCAGCAGGCAGCCGUUUGUGCUCUUCGGCACCCACUCAUCGAAGGAGAAUCUGAACGCCGGCAACUUCAGCUUCCCGUCAGAGGGACAUCUGGUUCGCAACACUGGCCUUGGUGGGAGCACGGCCAAGCACAUGGUCGUGCAGUGCGUCUCUCCAAAGGGACCUCUGGCUUGUUCGAGGACGUAUUUCUUUGGCACUACGCACACCCCUUACCUUGGCAAAGAUAAUGAGAUGGAGAAGAAAGCCGACCAAGUGAAGCUGCUGUCCCAGAUUUACGCUGCUGUCGUGGAGGCCGUCCUAGCUGCUAUAGAUUCCUAUGCUAAAACUUCCAGCGCCACGAAGGCAAAGGAAGCGGCAGAGCAAACCUUCUCCAAUAUGCUUGAUGUCUUUGAACUCGCGUACUUCAAAGCUCCGCUACGGUCCAAAACGGAUUUUCAGAUUCAAGCUGUGAACAGCCACGGAAGGAUUAUCCUGCUGGAUAAUGAGGAUAGCCCCUCCUUAAUGAAAACUGUGACCAUGGUUGUGUAUGACAUUCCAGACUUGCUUGGAGGAAGGGGCUGCCUUGGAUCGGUCAUCUUCUCAGAGUCUUUCCUGGCUUCGCAGAUCACUGUAAAAGAAAAAGAUGGCAGCACCAGCACAGAAUCCAGCUACAUCAUUCCCACCGCAGCCAUCCCCAGAUCCGUUUCUUGGCUGGUGGAAGACAACGAAGUGAAGUUGUCCGAGAAAGCACAGCAAGUAGCGAAGGAAGAAGAAUCGUUCCUGGGUACUUUCCUGACGGGAGGCGAUGGGGCUUACAUUUCUUCCAGCAAUGCACUCUGCCGGCCAGAGGAAGGUAAACUCUACUUCUUCUCCAACGGCCUCCUGUUCUGCCAUCCCCACUACGGGAGCAUCACCAUUUCAAAGAUGCACAUGACAUCCAUCAGGUUCUACGACGGAGACUCCACCAGCGUUGCUGCCGCCCUCUUCAUCGGCUACAAGGACUCCCUCCUCCCUCACCUGCCGAUCCAGCUGCACACUCCCAGCAACUCUCUGACGAUCGCCCUUUUCCCCAGAUCGAAGCUUUACAAAGCUUUCUACUCACAGGUUUUCUCUGUCUGGCAACCACGGGGGAACUCGGGGACCUCUCUGAAGAUGACGCAAGACGAUUGCCUGUCUGCAGACCUGGAGCGAUUACAUUCUCACAUGCAGAAACUCUUUAGCCUCUCCUCCUGUCCGGCUGGGGAAAGAUGGAGCCACCUACGAGUAUCUACGAGUCUCCCAGAUCUGGACAGGUUUUUACGCCACUUCACAGUGAGCAGCGCGAGCCCCGAGCCGGUGACACGAUCCCACCUGCCCUUGCUGCUGCAGCAGCUGGAAGCCGUUCCUGAUAACCAGGCAGAGAGUGAUAAGGUGGUGAUCACCAUCUUAACGGGCCUCCCUGGAUGUCGCUCAAGUGACCUUUGCGCUUUCCUGGUCACUUUUAACAAAGAAUGUGGAAGGUGGCUAGUUUAUCGCCAAACCAUGGACAGCCCUGAAUGUUUCAGCGCAGCCCACUUCCAGAAGUACCUGACAGGCGUUCUAGAAUCGCAGAAUAACCGAAGCGCCCGCCUCUCUGCUUACAGCAGGAAGAAACUGCGGUUGCUGGUGGUUCUCCAAGGAUACACAGAUGUGAUUGACGUUGUGCAGGCUCUGCAGACGCACCCCGACGCCGACGUCAAGGCCUCUUUCGUCAUCGGCGCCAUCUCUGCUUGCGUGGAACCCUCGAGCUGCUACAUGGAGCACAGAUUCCUUUUCCCCAAGUUCCUGGACCAGUGCUCACAAGGUUUGGUCAGCAACGUGGUCUUCACGAGCCAUACAGCCGAGCAGAGGAACCCACUGCUGGUCCAGCUCCAGCACCUGAUCCGAGCCGCGAACCCCAGCGUCUCCUUUGUCCUUGCAGAAAACGGGGUUGUGACAAGGAAUGAAGAUAUUGAACUGAUCCUUUCUGAAAGCAGUUUUUCAAGCCCCCCGAUGCUGACCACUCGCUAUUUAACGCAUCCCGGCUGGUACGAAGGCAAAUUUCGGUCCGGUUCGGUCUUUCCUCCCAUGGUUCAGAUCUGUGUGUGGUUCAGCCGUCCGCUCGAGAAGACGCGAUUCGUGGCCAAGUGUAAAGCCUUGAAGUCCUCCAUUAAGUCAAGUCCUUUCUCUGGAAACAUAUACCACAUUUUGGGCAAAGUGAAGUUUUCAGAUUCGGAUCGGACGAUUGAAGUCUGCCACAACACGUCCUCCAACUCCCUAAACCUGGUGCCCGUUCAGGAGGGGCCGACUCCCCCUCCUGAUUCGAGAAGCGAGAGCCGAGACCACGGUGGCGGGCCUCAGGAGUUCUUCCUGGUAUUCGUCGGCUGCUCCCUGAAAGAAGAUGACAUCAAGAACUGGCUGAGAGAAACCGCAAAGCAGAAGCCGCAGAGGAAAGCGCUGAAGACCCGAGGCAUGCUGACUCUGCAGGAAAUCAAGAGCAUCCACGUGAAACGCCACUUGGAUCCACUUCCAGCUGGUUACUUCUACAAUGGGACUCAGUUUGUGAAUUUCUUUGGGGACAAGAUGGAUUAUCACCCGCUGAUGGACCAGUUCAUGAACGACUACUUGGAGGAGGCAAACCGCGAAAUCGAGAAGUACAACCGAGAGCUGGAGGAACUGGAAUACCACGACCUUUUCGAGCAAAAAACCUAAGCGAGUCACCCGUCAGCGGGGAAACUUUGAAGCAAUGGUUGAUGACCAAGAAAUGCUUUUAUCCUUGCCAGUUAACAAGAUAUAUAUAGAGAGAAAAGCAGACCACCAAUUUUCAACCAUUGUUUGAACACUUAAGCACCAGUCGUGUAAAGUCGGCCAUUUUAAGCAAUCUAGCAAUUGUUCCGGCAGCAUCUCUGUGUUACCGCAUUUCCAUGUUGAUAAAUUCUGGGACCUAGGA
This is a messenger RNA of Heteronotia binoei (common prickly gecko), 3767 nucleotides long. RefSeq names its product dynein axonemal assembly factor 9 (gene DNAAF9). Lineage: Eukaryota; Metazoa; Chordata; Lepidosauria; Squamata; Gekkonidae. The record is from RefSeq and is a predicted model, not a curated record.